AUCAGCCCAGUGAGUCCUGGUGAAGGCAACUGACGGAGAGAGAGUGAGCGAGCAACAGCGAGCAAGGUUUGGACUGUUACAUCCAGCCGCCUGCGUCUCACUGGAAUAAUCUAAAACCAUCAGUGAACAAAUGGUUUGAAACGAAAAAAAACCAAACCCUCUUAGAAGAUUGUGGUGGGACUGGAAUCUAUCCUUGGUACAUCUGCACAAAGGUUAACACAGAGAUCCAGACAACCAUGCAUGCUCACAUUCACACACAAGGCCAAUUUAGAAUCAUCACUUAACCUAACAGGGUUUUUUCUUUGUUUUUUUUUUGAGGAAAACCCACGCAGACAUGGAGCGAACAUGCAAAAUCCACACAGAAAAGCCUGGAUUCAGUCCCAGGCCCUUCUUGCUGUGGGUUGGAAGUCUGUCUCUUUGCCCGUGUUUGGGAUGAAGCACCUGUGGGACAUUCACUUCCUCCUGCUCAUCCUUGUCUAUUUGUUAGGAGGCGUCACAUCACAGGUCAACCCAGGUGUGUGCCGGUAUCCUCUGGGGAUGUCAGGAGGACAGAUACAGGAUGAGGACAUUUCUGCUUCUAGUCAGUGGUCUGAAUCCACAGCUGCAAGAUACGGCAGGUUGGACUUUGAGGAGGGUGAUGGCGCGUGGUGUCCGGAGAAAACAGUGGAGCCAGACAACCUGAAGGAGUUCCUCCAGAUUGACCUGCGCUCCCUCCACUUUAUCACGCUCGUGGGCACCCAAGGUCGUCAUGCAGGAGGCAUGGGUAAUGAGUUCGCUCAGAUGUACAAGAUCAAGUACAGUCGUGAUGGCAGUCGCUGGAUCUCGUGGAGAAACAGACAGGGCAAGCAGGUGAUUGAGGGAAACAGAAACGCCUAUGACAUUGUCCUCAAGGACCUCGAACCGCCCAUUAUUGCUCGCUAUGUCCGCUUCAUGCCCGUCACAGACCACUCCAUGAAUGUCUGCAUGCGAGUGGAGCUCUAUGGCUGUGAAUGGCUGGACGGCCUUGUUUCAUACAACGCUCCAGUGGGAGAACAGAUGAAUUUGCCCGCUUAUCCUGUUUAUCUCAAUGACUCUGUGUAUGAUGGAGCGAUCACCUACAGUAUGACAGAAGGCUUGGGCCAGCUGACUGAUGGAGUGUGUGGCCUGGACGAUUUUACAGUAAGUCAUGAACGCAAUGGAUGGCCAGGAUAUGACUACGUGGGCUGGAACAAUGAGAGCUUCCCGAGUGGAUUUGUAGAAAUAAUGUUUGAGUUUGACCGCAUACGAAACUUUACCACGAUGAAGGUUCACUGCAACAACAUGUUCUCGAGGUGCAUCAAGGCCUUCCGUCAGGUGGUUUGUUACUUCCGCUCUGACUCCGACUGGGAGGCCACGCCGCUCUCCUUCAGCCCAGCUGGGGAUGAGAAGAAUCCGACUGCCCGCUUCGUCAUCGUCAACCUGGCUAAUCACAUGGCCAGUGCCAUCAAGUGCCAGUUCUAUUUUGCUGAUGCUUGGAUGCUGUUCAGCGAGAUCACCUUCCAGUCAGACACAGCCAUGUACAACACAACGCUGGCUCCACCCGAGCAAACACCUAACACACCACCAGAAGAUGACCCCACACACAAAAUAGAUGACAGCAACACCCGCAUUCUGAUUGGCUGUUUAGUGGCCAUCAUCUUUAUCCUUGUAGCCAUUAUUGUGAUUAUGCUGUGGAGGCAGGUGUGGCAGAAGAUGCUGGAGAAGGCCUCUCGUCAGAUGCUGGAUGACGAACUAACUACUAGUCUGUCAAUACAGAGUGAAACACUGGGCUACCACACCCACAACCAGUCGAAUACAACCAAUGCACAGGAGUCUAAUUCCACCUAUGAGCACAUCUUUCCUCUCGGUCCAGACUACCAGGAACCUUCGCGCCUCAUAAGUAAGCUGCCGGAGUUUUCACAGAGAACAGAAGAGCCCAGUUCGACCGGCACUUCUGCUUCUAAAUCCACUGCCUCUUUUGCAGUCCAAGACGGCGUCCCUCACUACGCAGAGGCAGAUGUUGUAAACCUACAAGGUGUAACUGGAAGCAACACCUAUGCCAUCCCUGCAGUAACUAUGGACCUGUUGUCAGGGAAGGAUGUUGCUGUGGAGGAGUUCCCACGAAAACUGCUCACAUUUAAAGAGAAGCUUGGAGAAGGCCAGUUUGGAGAGGUGCACCUGUGUGAGGCAGAAGGAAUGCAGGAGUUUAUGAAUAAAGAGUUUUUGUUUGACAUCACAGAAGACGAGCCCGUCUUGGUGGCUGUGAAGAUGCUCCGUUCAGAUGCCAAUAAAAAUGCCAGGAAUGACUUCCUUAAAGAAAUAAAGAUCAUGUCACGUUUGAAGGAUCCCAACAUCAUUCGCCUCCUAGCUGUGUGCAUCCACAGCGACCCUUUCUGCAUGAUCACAGAGUACAUGGAGAACGGAGAUCUCAACCAGUUCUUGUCCCGCCACGAACCAGAGGGACAUCUUGCUCUGCUUAGCAAUGCACCUACUGUGAGCUUCACUAAUCUCUGCUACAUGGCCACUCAGAUAGCCUCGGGGAUGAAGUAUCUAUCCUCACUUAACUUUGUUCAUCGAGACUUGGCCACACGAAACUGUCUGGUGGGCAAAAAGUAUACAAUAAAGAUAGCUGACUUUGGCAUGAGCAGAAACCUGUACAGUGGGGACUACUAUCGCAUCCAGGGCCGGGCAGUGCUGCCUAUACGCUGGAUGUCAUGGGAAAGCAUCCUGCUGGGGAAGUUCACCACAGCCAGCGACGUAUGGGCCUUCGGGGUGACCCUGUGGGAGAUACUAAACUUCUGCAAGGAACAGCCUUACUCUCAGCUCACUGAUGAGCAGGUGAUAGAAAACACGGGAGAGUUUUUCAGGGACCAGAAACGACAGAUCUACCUGCCUCAACCUGUGCUGUGCCCGGACUCGCUCUACAAGAUCAUGCUGAGCUGCUGGAGGAGGAACGCAAAAGAACGGCCCUCCUUCCUGGAGAUACACAGGGCCAUCUUGGAAAUACAAUCUUAAGCCAGCGCAGUGUUAAAGACAGUGAUUCCCAGUCUGCUCAUCUCUGGAAGUAAAUGAAAAUAUGACAAUAACAGCAGACAUUAUCCAGGUUUAAGCUUGUCUCUGUAGAGAAACAGGGUUGGGGGCACUAUGUACUACCCAAAAGAGUGAGUGUGUGUCAGUUAUUAGCAAAAAUAAGUUGGCUAAGAUGAUUUAUAGGCAUACAAAUAUUCCUCAAAAAACCAGUGCUGUUUUAUACUACGCUAUUCUUCAAACAUGCUUAAGAACAUGACCUAAGGCUCUGACUCAUGUCGAUGAAGCCUAAUUUAAUGUAGCAAGUGACAUUUGGCACUUUUGAAAAUAUAUUUUAAUUGCAUUUGUUAAUGUUGGUUUAAAUUUCCUAUGUUACAGCAAUUUUCAUAUUGACAACAAAACUAAUGCAACUGAACUCUCUAGUGUUUUCUCUUGGAAGACUGCUUGAAUGUAGAGGAGGAAAGUCCAGAAAAACCAUCACUGUUACAGUUCAGCUUAUCUCACAUAUCUAAUCGCCACACAUUUAGAUUGACAAGAAUAACAAGGAAAUACCAUCUUUUACACCUCCUUGACGUGGUUUCAACAUAAAAUGUAUAUGACUCUGUAUUUUCAACAGAUAAUUCUAAAUCUCAAAUAUCAAUAUUUUGUAUUAGUAUUUAUAUGUUAAUAUGUGUUUGUUCCGUUGGUUCUGUUUGUGCAUUAAUAUACUCUUUAUUUAGAGUAUUGUAUUUGAUUCAAUGCGAUAAUUCUCUAGGUUACAUUUUGGAUUUCUACGUUAUCUUUUAUCCUGCUGCAAACUGUUGAGUUGAUCAUACACUAAGCUCUAUACCAGGGGUGGGCAAUCUCAGUCCACGAGGGCUGGUGUCCCUGCAGGUUUUAGAUCUCACCUCGGGGUCAACACACCUGAAUCACAUGAUU
Molecule: messenger RNA, 3942 nt
Organism: Oreochromis aureus
Lineage: Eukaryota; Metazoa; Chordata; Actinopteri; Cichliformes; Cichlidae
Gene: ddr2a
Product: discoidin domain receptor tyrosine kinase 2a
Exons: 18
Coding region: 241-3012 (923 amino acids)
Biological process (GO): multicellular organism development; protein phosphorylation; cell surface receptor protein tyrosine kinase signaling pathway
Cellular component (GO): membrane; signaling receptor complex
Molecular function (GO): ATP binding; collagen binding; protein tyrosine kinase collagen receptor activity
Source: RefSeq, a predicted model, not a curated record